This is a messenger RNA of Dicentrarchus labrax (European seabass), 4048 nucleotides long. It is a transcript of the gene pom121, whose product is annotated as POM121 transmembrane nucleoporin. The coding region runs from base 33 to 3914 and encodes 1293 amino acids. NCBI's taxonomy places the organism in Eukaryota, Metazoa, Chordata, Actinopteri, Moronidae. Gene Ontology annotation, biological process: RNA export from nucleus; protein import into nucleus. The record is from RefSeq and is a predicted model, not a curated record. Gene Ontology annotation, molecular function: structural constituent of nuclear pore. The transcript has 13 exons. Gene Ontology annotation, cellular component: nuclear pore.
GAAGUAGCGUCAGACCAGCAGCAUGAUGGGAUAUGAGAGUCCUCCGGCGGCGCGCUGCCGCCAUGUCACCCAGAGAGAAACAUUUAGCGCUUCUCUCUGCUUUAGGCCUUCUUAGUUUCGCUCUUUAUUGUAUUCCUACUUUUCUUUACGCCACUUUAAUUCUCGCAGUCUGUUGUUGUGUGUGUUACUAUCACAGCGGAGAACCGCUUCCCGCCAGGUUAGGCCUCAAUCCGCGGGCUGGGUUUACCGUCCCAGCCGUGCUCCGGCGCUGGUUGGGCGGUUGGGGGGAAACCGGCGUGUCGGUCGCUGCGCGGGGGAGACCGAAGAGCGGCAGGAACAAAACCGAGCACCGGGAGUCGGAGGGACACUUCAGAGAAAGGUUCCCCGAAACUGGGAUUUAUCGGCGGGAGACUUUAGCAAGUGACUCAUUUCUCUUCAGCCCGCGGGAUUUCCUCAUGGGGAGCUACAUCGGGAAACCCGAGAGUCCAACGGCCGACACAGGGAGGCCGAGGGCGGCGAGGAACCCCCGGGAGCAGCUCCGGGAGAAACUGUCCAGACCCAACCAUGCCGUGUACACCCCGAACCGGAGGCUGUCGUUCGCUGGGGAGCCGUUGGGCGCGGCGGGCAGGUUCACCAUCACCCCCCAGCGUCACUACCCCCUGCAGCAGCCGGGCGUCUCGUCAGUGGGAGUGCUGCCUCCCGUCAAGUGGGACGGCUUCAGGAAGAAAAACAUCCUCAGCCCCCGUAACUCCCCCGCCGCCCUCAGCCCGGUCACCGUGAAGAUCGCCAGACCCGACCAUCACAGCACCCCCAGUUCGGACCAUCUGAGUUGCGCAGGGCUCCUCAGGGCCCCCGCGGACCCCUGCUCCAGAGAAAGUGUCCUCAAGGUGUUGAAGGAAAGCCGCAAGAGAGAAGUGGAGGAUGAGGACAGAAGCUUCACAGCCGAGCAGAGGAGCAAAAGAAGGCGUAACGAAAGCGGUGGAAGUGCGCACUCUGCGUUUGGGCCUCUUUUGCCCAAUGGAACGCCCUCACAGUUGGUCCCUAAGCCAGGAAGCCUGAAAAGAGGGAUGACCUCGCUGGCGGAGGACUCCAUCAUGAAGAGGUCUCGCACCUCCUCCAUCAGCUCUGGCAGUGGGGUCCAUGCCCCGAGAGGAACCCCAGGCACCAGGAGAAACCCUAUCUACAGCUCCUACAGCUCUUCACUCGGCCUCAGCCAGUGGAAGAAACGGUCCGCACCCAGCUCCCCUCUGUCCAGCCCCGGGUCGUCCCGCUCUCAGACUCCAGAGGGAGCCUCCAAAAGAGCAAAGGAGGACGACGGGCAGUCUCCCAGCUCAGCAUCCUCAGUGAGGUCAGACCAGACGGCCUCCGACAAGGCUCCAGUGACUUCCAAACUGACUCCAGUCCCGAAGGUCCCGGUCACUCCCUCAGCAGCCUCUACUGCUAGUGGUGGGAAGAGGAAGCGUAAGAUCCAGCUGGUGUCGAGCCACAGGGACGAUCACAUCUCCCUGCCCCCCCCUCCAGAGCUGGGCUACACGAUCACUGUGAAAGACCUAGACGAAGAGAAAAAGGCUGCCAUCAGCAAGAUCCAGAAGGUCCUGGAGACACCUGCUCCAGAGCCAGAGAAGUUGGUCUCUCCCCCAGCCAUCACUUCCACCCAGCCUGCCUCCUCUACCAGCUCCACCACCACCCUGAGCAGCCUUCUGGCAGCUCCUCUGCACACAGUCUCCAGCUCCGCCAUCCCAGUCAUCAACCUGGAUCCCAGCCCGGGCAGCAGCGUCAGCACAGCACCUGCAGCCUCCAACCCGCUGCUGGAGGCUCUGAAAAUGAAGAUCAACGUUCCCGCUAGCUCCACAUCUGCUGCCAACACAGUUACAGUGUCUGCGUCGACCACACUGGUACAACCCAGCGGCUUAAGCCUGAAGGUUUCGACUACAAUGUCCCCGCAGCUCCCCCCUUCCUCCCAGUCUCAGUCCUCCUCCGCUGGUCUGGAGCAGCCCUCUGCCUUCACUCAGGUUCUGGGUCAGGUCUCCAAGGCUUCCAGCACUCCACCUGUAACAGGACCAACACUGUUCGGACUGGCGAGCCAGAUCAGCACCCCCAUUGCUUCCUCUGCCUCCAACCCGGUCACUGCUACCGCCGCCGCCCCGGCCAGCAGCUUGGCGGCCAGCAGCUUGGCGUCCAUCAGUAACACCAACCCUCUGCUGGCUUCAGGGUUCAAGCCCAUCUUUUCCGUUACCACCACCUCCUCGGCUGCAUCGACCCCAGAGAGCAAACCUCCUGUCCAGAGUUUCAAGCCCAUCUUUGGAGGCACCACUGUAGCUUCUGGCUUUGGACCGCCUCCAGCUUACACAAGCACCAACCCCGCAUCUACAGUGUCUUCAAGCAGUGCAGCCUCAAUGUUUGGUGGAUUAACAAGCAGCACCACAGUUGCUCCAUCUGUGUUCCCGAGCAUGACCAACACAGCCUCCUCCACCGGCUCCAUCACCACCACACAGCCUGCAGCCCAGCCAGCUGUGAAAUCCCAGUUCGGAAACUGGUCAGCACCAUCCACAACCAGUACCAGCUCAGCCCCCGCAGCGCAGGCCCCCAAUACAGGCAGCACAUUUCAGUUUGGAGCUGCUGCUACCACCACGACUGCAGCAGCUGCAGCCGCCUCCGCUGCUGCUGCCACCACAACCUCCAGUAACAGCACCUUCUCGUUUGGUGCCACGCAGCCGGACCCCCAAGCUGCCAACCAGAAGGUAUUCGCCUUCGGGCAAGCGGCACCCAGCCAGAACACAACCACUGCUUCGUUUGGAGGCUUUCCCAUGGCCAGCACCGCCUCCACCACUGCUGCCGCCACCACCCAGUCCACCUUCGCCUUCGGAAAGUCGUCAUUUCAAGCACCGGCUGCGCAGUCGACCUUCGGCUCCUCGGCGGCACCGGCUGCGCAGUCGACCUUCGGCUCCUCGGCGGCACCGGCUGCGCAGUCGACCUUCGGCUCCUCGGCGGCAGCGGCUGUGCAGUCGACCUUCGGCUCCUCUGCGGCAGCGGCUGUGCAGUCGACCUUCGGCUCCUCGGCGGCACCGUCGACGCAGUCGACCUUCGGCUCCUCGGCGGCACCGGCGACGCAGUCGACCUUCGGCUCCUCGGCGGCACCGGCGACGCAGUCGACCUUCGGCUCCUCGGCGGCACCGGCGACGCAGUCGACCUUCGGCUCCUCGGCGGCACCGGCACCGCAGUCGACCUUCGGUUCCUCUGCGGCACCGGCAGCGCAGUCGACCUUCGGUUCCUCUGCGGCACCGGCGCCCAAACCAUUCACCUUUGGAAGCGCAGGAGCGACAUCCGCACCUGCCUCUAACACCGCCCCACCCCCUUUCCCCUUCGGGGCGACAGCUGUCACCACGGCAGCCAGCUUCGGGACCCCAGCUAAACCAGCAUUUGGAGCCAGCUCCACUGGUUUUGCUUUCGGUGGCACCACCGCUCCCUCAGCCGCACCCUCGGCCCCACCGAGCUUCGGUGCAGCAACCCAGACUCAGAGCUCCGCCUCAGCCACCUUCUCGUUUGGCAAUGCUGCUCCUCAGCAGGCUCCCUCCGGCCCUGCUCAGCCAGCGCCCGGUGGGUUUAACUUCAAUGCUGGUAUGCCAUGCCCCCAGUUUGGAACACCGGUCUCCAAUAAUCCUGCACCGCAGAUGGGAAGCUUCAACUUUGGGGCUGCUGCUACUGACAAACCAGCUUUUGGGACGUCGACCCCAUCCUUCGGCCAGAGUGCUGCUGCAGGUCCAAUUCCCUUUGGAAGUCCUGGAACUCCGGUCCAAGGCUUCAACGCUGUUCCUUUCGGGUCUCCAGCGACGCCCUCCUUCUCCAUCGGAGCCGGAUCAAAGCCAUCCCGCCAGAGGCUGCAGGCGCGACGGCAACACAACCGGAAGAAGUAACCUGCCACACGUGUCCAGCACCGCUUUCAGAGGACUUGAGCUGUUGCUGCUAUGGCUAAUCUGGCUAACAUUGCUCUGUUCUAAAGCCCAACAUCCCCCCCCAACCAGGCCGCCACCACCACGCCCUCUGCCUC